UUGUCAUGGCGUCUUUGGGACUGAAGCUGCUGCUGCUGCAAUUUAGCUAAAAUCUGUCGACAGUCUGUAAAUCGAAAUGGAGAAAAAUGCAAACCCGCAUCGAGACACUGACGGGAGUUCUUUGUGUGCCACGAUUUCGGCAGAGAUGGGCGAUGUUGGGGUUGUCGGCGGAGUGAAAGGAACAGCCGAGAAAUGCAAGAAUAGUGAGGCUCCUCUCAGUACUUUGGUCAACGUUAGUUGUAAUGACAGCACCACAAAUGUUAGUGCUCCCAGCGCCGUUAAUGUCACGUCCAGUACUGGGAAGUCUGUCCUUCCAGAAGCGGUCGAAGUCCUCCCCGUGCAGGAGGAUAAGAAGAAGGACUCUGAGGCGAGCGGAUCGUGGUUGGGCUCCGGGGAUCAGAUCAGUAACGGGAUGGGGCAUGACUCGGUGCUGGCUGCAGAAGAUAGCGAGGGUGGUGCCUCAAAGUUAGUAAACAACAAAAGCGACAGCCCGUCCUCACCUCCCGCUAAGGAGAGUACAAAGGUAGAGGCUGAGGUUUUGGCUUGUGGAGAAAGUGAGCCGACAAAACUUGCCAAGCCGACUCAUCUGUGUUCGGACAAUGCAAUCACAGCAGACGUCAAGUCGGGGCUGUCCGGUGAUCGCACCUUAUCGGAGGGAUUGCCGAGUGGGAGUGACCCCGAUCCCAGCCUCGGUGGAGAGUCCCGAAGCAUAGAUUCACUCGAGUCCUUCUCCAACCUGAACUCCUGCCCCAGCUCCGACCUGAACAGUGAAGGUCUGGAGGACAGAGGGCUGGCCCUGGCCUUGCAGAACGAGUACGGGACUGAUGUGACAAAGACUUCGUGCAUUAAGGACCGGGCCGCCGGCCAGUCCAUAUACCACAUUAAGUGGAUCAAGUGGAGGGAGGAGAAUACGCCGAUCAUCACCCAGAACGAGAACGGCCCCUGUCCAUUACUGGCAAUUAUGAAUGUCCUUCUGCUUGCAUGGAAGGUUAAGAUGCCACCAAUGAUGGAAAUUAUAACUGCUGAGCAACUGAUGGAGUAUCUUGGAGACUACAUUCUGGAAACCAAGCCUAAAGAGAUAUCAGAGGUUCAGCGGCUAAACUAUGAGCAGAACAUGAGUGAUGCCAUGGCCGUGUUGCAUAAGCUGCAAACAGGUCUGGAUGUGAAUGUGAAGUUCACAGGGGUGCGGGUCUUCGAGUACACCCCAGAAUGCAUUGUGUUUGAUCUGCUGGACAUCCCCCUUUACCAUGGCUGGCUGGUUGACCCCCAGAUGCAUGACAUUGUCAAGGCAGUGGGCAACUGCAGCUACAACCAGCUGGUGGAGAAGAUAAUAUCCUGCAAACAGUCAGACAACAGCGAGCUGGCAGGUGAAGGCAUUGUAGCAGAGCAGUUUCUGAGCAGCACAGCCACUCAGCUGACCUACCAUGGCUUAUGUGAGCUCACAUCCACUGUACAGGAGGGAGAGCUCUGUGUCUUUUUUAGGAAUAACCACUUCAGCACCAUGAUCAAAUAUAAGGGCCAGCUGUACCUCCUGGUCACAGACCAAGGUUUCCUGACAGAGGAGAAGGUCGUCUGGGAGAGUCUGCACAAUGUUGACGGAGAUGGCAACUUCUGUGAUUCAGAGUUCCGGUUGCGGCCUCCGUCUGAUCCAGAGACUGUGUACCGCGGCCAACAGGAUCAGAUAGACCAGGACUAUCUGAUGGCGCUGUCGCUGCAGCAGGAGCAGCAAAGCCAGGACCUACAGUGGGAGCAACUCCCUGAGGGCAUCAGUGACCUAGAGCUGGCGAAAAAGCUUCAGGAGGAGGAGGAUCGACGAGCCUCCCAGUACUACCAGGAGCAAGAGCAGGAACAGGCGGCGGCAGCGGCGGCGGCAGCAGCAGCACAGGCACAGGGCCAGCAGGAACCUGCUGAGGGAGAUGAGGCGGACAGAGGUGGUGCAGGAGCAGGUGGAGCAGCAGCUGGUGCUGGGACGGCAGCAGCAGCCGGAGCCACACCCAGCCCGGGAAAACAGUCAUCUAGCGGGGAGCGUAAAACCAAGAAAGAAUCAAAGGAUAAAGACAAAUGUGUUAUUUUGUAACAUACAGCGUGUCUGUGUGAGUGUGUGUGAGUGUUUUGUGCAUUUGCUUAUCUGUGAGGAAGGGGACAGCAUUUGUUUCUCCAUGUACUGGACACACAACGCGGAGCCCCAACUUGAUGACAAACAAGGGAAGGAGACAAAUGAGGAGAGACGCAACAAGACUCACAGAGGAUUUGCUGUUCCCAAACCACUGGUGCCUGCUAUCCUCUAAACCUAGACAUCAGAGGAAGGGACACGACAACUACCCCUUAUCUUUCAUAAAGUUGGCCAAACUUUGUUACAAGUUGCAUAGUGCACUAUAUUUGUGAUGUGGGGUCAAGUUUAUCCAGGGUGGUAUAUUUUAUAGCAAAAGACAUAAUCUGAAGAAACAAAAUGUCACACAUUCACGGUGUUCUUUUUCAAAAACUCAUUCAUUUCACCCAUUUUUCAUGGUUGCAGCUUAUAAGCUUUUUUGUACGUAUCAAUAUUUACAAAGCAUAUAUAGACAAACUCCUCUUUUUUUGGUUUUAGUUGAGUUUUUUAAGUUAGCUGUCAAUGCCAAGAUUCACAUUUUAUUUAUGUAUCUGUGUAACAGGUAGCUUUUGGGAGCGGUUUUAUGUUUUUUGUUUUGUUUUUUUUUUCUGUAAGCUGAAAGGGAUUUUCUCAUAAAAUUGCCUGUUGGAAUUCAAUGUAACACUAUUUGUGUCCCCUCUGAAACACUAUGUUCCUAAGGGUUAAUUACAGUGCAUUCAAAAUGUAUUCAGACCCCUUCACUUUUUUCAUAGUUUAUGUUGCAGCCUUAUGCAAAAACCAUUUAAAUUAAUUUUUCCCCUCAUCAAUUUAUACUGAAUACCACAUACUGACACAGUGAAAAUAGAAUUUUAGAAAUAUUUGCAAAUUUAUUAUAAAGGCAAAACUGAAAUAUCACACUGGUGUAAGUAUUCAUAUCUGGGAACAAAACUUUUUUUGCUGUAUUGAAGGUUCCUGAGAGCACAGUGACUUCCAUAAUUCUUAAAUGGAGGAAGACUGGAACAACCAGGAGCCAAAACUGGCCUCCCAGCCAAACAUAGAUAUAUAGGGGGAUGGGCCUUGGUAAGGGAGGUGACCAAGAACCAGAUGGUCACUCUGAAUAAACUCCAGAGACCCUGUGUGGACAUGGGAGAAACUUCCAGAAGGACAACAAUUACUGCAGCACAAAGAAAGACACAUGAAAUACCAUCCCAGUGAUGAAGCAUGGUGGUGGUAGUAUCAUGUUGUGGAGGUGUUUUUCAGUGGCAGGGACAGGGAGACUGAUCAGGGUUGAGGGGACGCUGAAAGGAGCAAAGAUCUCCUUAAUGAAAGCCUAGUCCAGAGCUCUCAGGACCUCAGACAGGCCCGAAGGUCCACCUUCCUAAGGACAAUAACCCUAAGCACACAGCUAAGACAACUCAGGGGUGCCUUAGGGACAACUCUCUGAAUGUCCUCAAGUAGUCCAGCCAGCCAGAAUCCUGACUUGAGCCCAAUCAAACGUCUUUGGAGAGACCUGAAAAUGGCUGUCCACCAGUGGACUCCAUCUGACCUGACAGUACAAAGUUCAAAAUUUCUAAAAUCCUGUUUUUGCUUUGUCAUUAUGGUCUAUUGAGUGAAGACUGAUGAGGGAGAAAAUAAAUUUAAACAAUUUAAGCAUAAGGCUGCAACAUAAAGUGUGAAAAAAGUGAAGGGGCCUGAAAACUCUCUGUACACACUGUAUAUACUGUAGCUUCAUAACAAUACUCAUCACAGCUUGUCCUGUUCAGAUUUGCCUUAACAGAGAAUGGCAGUGUUGCAUUCUGCUCAGUUUCAGUGUGAAUGUGUGUUUUUUUUUUCAUGUGUAUGGUAUGUACAGUACACAUGUACUAUGUGGUAUAAUGGCGUGUGGUGAACAUGUCUCAUUUAUUUAGCAUCACUGAUGUAACAAAAUUUCAAAUUGGAAAUAGCCAAAUCUAUUACGCUGUAUUAGUUGAGCUACACAUUUGGGACAUUCAGUGUCUUUUAUGUUGUGAUUCUAUUUUACACAAAAAAACUACAUUUGGGACAGUAAGACUUUGAAAAGCAUUGUUGAUUUUUAACUGACAAAGUUUGUCUGAAUUUGAUGUUGUUUCUGUGUGAGACACAACUAGCUUUUGGCAAAUUAGAUUCGUGUUAGAUCGCACCCAGUUGUAGAGUGUAUGGUAGUUCUGAAAGGCUCUUUUCUUUCCCACAGUCUCUUCUGGUAGCUUCCUGAAGAGAUGCAGUGUGUGUGUGUGCGUGUGUGUGUCUGUGUGCGGGCAUGUUCUCCUGUGUUAGGUUCUGCAUGUAGAAGUUCCACUGCAGCCAGGUUUUUGAAAAGAAAUACCACAGAAUUCAGUAAUUCACCUGUAAUCGUCCGCUUAUCUGGCUUCAAAGUUGUGAACAUUUACUGUUCUUUUCCACAAACCAGAAUCCAAACUCCAAAAAGGCGACAUUAAGACAUACUGUAUGACGUCAAUUUCAACUCCAGUUGCUGUGUUGGGACUUCGCUCUUUGAACGACUAAAUAUUUUCCUCCUGGUUCUCCACAGUUCUCCCUGGGUUAGUCUUAAAUCCACCUUUUCUAGCACCUUCUUAUUAGAAAUUUACCUUAGCCACUCUGGGUAAAUUCAUCUGUUUUUUGUGGAGAAUAAAGGUCUAAUAGUGAAAGUUCACAAACUGAGUUGCUGUGGAGGUUUUAGAUAUACGCUCUGAAUUCUGUGGUAUGGACUUUUAACUUGUGAUCAUUUCACUGCAGAAUUGAGCGUGCAAACACAUGAUGUACAUAUUUACCUAAUGCAUUCUUAUAAUGGAUUUAGCUAGUGGUUUGUGCCAUUAUUGUACCAUGGGACUGCCUCCUGAGAAACUUUUCUAUCUAUACAUUCCAAUUGGAUGCCUUGACUCAAGCCUUCUAUUACAGACUGAGGGAGACAGUUGUCGCAAGAGGUGUUUGCAGGGCUUGUAAAGUGGUCUCCAUUAUUUUGUUCAGCGAGAACAAAUUCAGUGUCGGGACAGGACGAUUACAUGGAGGCAGCAGGCUACCUACUGUGUGGGAACCCGUUCUUAUGGGCUUUUGGGUGAUGGCUGGAGUUUGAGCUCUGUGUUUGUUUGGCCCCAACAAGGCCAUGUUUUGUACAUAUAUAUAUGACGCCUUAUAACAUUUCAGCAGAUUUUAUAGGACAAAAGGAAACAGGCGUAUUACCAGAAUGAGACAAUCCAUGCAUUUUUCACACAAACAUCAGAAAUACUCUCAGGCCUUUUAAUUGAAGGGACAUAUCCUCGAGUGUCUUUUCCAAAUGGUAUGCUUUGUAAUGGCACACUUCCUUGGCCUGUUGUCACUUUCUCCGUCACAACUUUAAGUAUCUGUGUAUGUAUACUCACAACUACUAUUUUGACACUUGAAGGACUUAACAUUAUAUUAUUUAAGACCCUCAUUGUUGAACUUCACAUUAGAAAACAAUGACUCAAGCUGCUCCUCUUGUGUUAACUUGGACUACCUGAUAAAAAAAAAUUAAAAGAAACCCUGGACAGGGUUAAGGAACAUUGUUGACUAUGUACACUUUUCAUUGACUCCUUAGCAGUAGUUUUUUUUUCAUGCAGCUUAAAUAAAUAACACUUAUAAUCACAAGGUGAAAGCAAGAAGGCAGAGGAGAGACUCAGUGGCAAUAUUGUGCUUUUUUUCUGUCUUUACCAAGUUUCCAUCUCAUUUAUGUCCCUGCCCAUCAAGUGAACAUGCUGAUUAAACAUUCCAGUGGAAGUUUAAAAAAAAGAAACUUUACUCACAGCAGUUUGAGUUGAUGUGGAAGAUUGUUGAGUGGUGGUUGUAAGAGUGAAAAGAGCGUGGAGAGACACAUGCCACACAUUUUUGUUAUUAUUUCAGAUUUACUACUGUGCAUUAGCCUGCUAUCCCUAGUCAUUACCAGAAUUUGAUAUUUUUGUUGUAAUGUGUUUGUUUCACCCUAGUUCCUAUGAUGAAUUGAUCAGAAGAAUAUUGUGUGUUUAAUGUCUCAAAGUGGUUUCUUGUAUGCCUUGUAAAAGUGAUGGUGGGGUAAAUGCUGUAAAAUGUGUACUUUGACAAGGUGGCUGUUGAACGUAUAAUCGUUGUAAUUGGUUUUGCACUGUUACAUUGAUAUGCACUAACAGAAGAGAAACAUACCUCAUUUUAUACAGAACAUAAAUUGUGCAAGAGUGCUAUUGUUCUUUGGGUACCUUUAAAAAAAAAAACAACAGAAUAAUGGCCAAAAGAAUUAUAUCAAGUGGUUGCUCUUAAGCCAGGUGAAUAAUA
Toxotes jaculatrix (banded archerfish) is the source of this 6346-nucleotide messenger RNA. RefSeq names its product MINDY lysine 48 deubiquitinase 2 (gene mindy2). NCBI's taxonomy places the organism in Eukaryota, Metazoa, Chordata, Actinopteri, Toxotidae. Gene Ontology annotation, molecular function: K48-linked deubiquitinase activity; cysteine-type deubiquitinase activity; cysteine-type carboxypeptidase activity. The record is from RefSeq and is a predicted model, not a curated record. Bases 77 to 2077 code for a protein of 666 amino acids. The transcript has 9 exons. Gene Ontology annotation, biological process: protein K48-linked deubiquitination. Gene Ontology annotation, cellular component: cytosol; cell periphery.